AUGUUUGAAGAAGACCGUGUUGACAAGGUUGCCGAACCUGAACGCCGCGCUUUUACGUAUUUGAUGCUUUCUUCUGUCCGUUUCGCUUACGCUUCGGCUGCCCGUCUUCUGGUCGUUAAGUUCGUCGCUUCCAUGAGCGCGUCCGCCGAUGUUCUUGCUCUUGCGUUCUCUGAAUUUGAUCUCUCUUCUAUUGAAAUGGGAAAGACCAUUACCGCGAAGUGGCGCGGAAAGCCUGUUUUUAUCCGACGCCGAUCGGCGGCUGAAAUUGCCACCGAAGCGGCCGUUCCAAUGGAAUACCUUCGUGAUCAGGAAACUGACGCAGACCGUACCCUCAAGCCUGAAUUUAUUGUUGUGUUGGGUAUCUGUCCCCACUUGGGUUGCGUGCCUGUGUCCAACGCAGGUGACUUUGGUGGAUGGUUCUGUCCGUGUCACGGAUCUCACUACGAUAAGUCCGGACGUAUUCGAAAGGGACCGUCUCCGCUGAACUUGGAAGUUCCGCCAUACAAGUUUAUCGACGAAAACGUCAUUUUGAUGGGUUAA
Messenger RNA from Phaeodactylum tricornutum CCAP 1055/1, 540 nucleotides. RefSeq lists its product with no specific name. Gene Ontology annotation, molecular function: quinol-cytochrome-c reductase activity; 2 iron, 2 sulfur cluster binding. Gene Ontology annotation, cellular component: membrane. The record is from RefSeq and is a predicted model, not a curated record. Bases 1 to 540 code for a protein of 179 amino acids. The transcript has a single exon. Lineage: Eukaryota; Bacillariophyta; Bacillariophyceae; Surirellales; Neidiaceae. Gene Ontology annotation, biological process: mitochondrial electron transport, ubiquinol to cytochrome c.